Botrytis deweyae is the source of this 5001-nucleotide messenger RNA. RefSeq lists its product as uncharacterized. The record is from RefSeq and is a predicted model, not a curated record. The transcript is spliced from 3 exons. Bases 1 to 5001 code for a protein of 1666 amino acids. Lineage: Eukaryota; Fungi; Ascomycota; Leotiomycetes; Helotiales; Sclerotiniaceae.
AUGUUUUCAUCGUCUCUCGGGACGGCCCUCGUUGGGGCAGUCCUUGCUACAAACGUAGCAGCAUAUCCACCGGCUUAUGCACCUGAAAAGUAUUCUGAUCGUAUAGACGUCGUCCAUACUGGUAUUUCUGCCGGCGUACACUCUGGUGUGGCUGCAAGACACACAUCCCACAAGCAGCUUUGCAGUCAUGACAUUGGCUGCUCGAGACAGAAUGAGGUGUUGUUAGAUACUGGAGUCAGUGCCGCAUUGGACGUAUUUGGUCUUCUUGACCUCGGUCUUGGUGCAGAUAUCGGGAUCAGCUUUGGAAGUGCAUCAGGAUGCCAAAUCAAGUGUGUUGAUUGUCGCACAUGGGGUACAGCCGUCGUCACCAACACCGUGGCCGAAAUUUCCAGCAACAUCAUCGAAGAGGUGAUCGAGUUCUUGGAACGUCCUUACGAAACCAUUGUGGAAGCCGCAAGCUUGGAAUGUUUGAUUUCUUUGGAGGAUGUUGGAGGACACAUCGAACUCAAUGUCUUCGCCGCUGAAUCCGCCACUUACACUCUCAAUAUUUUCGAAGCUGGUCUUAUUGCUGAUGUUUCUAUCCUCGAUACUGUCUCGGUUGGCUUGAACGUUUUCCUCGAUUUGGUUAUCUCCGUCGAUGCUCAAGUCGAUCUCUCUGCUGGUUUCGAAUUCUCCUUCCCAGAAGGUGCUUCCCUUACUGUUGACCUCUUGGCCGGUGCUAUCAAGGACUAUAACUUCGACGGAGCUGUCAUGAAUGACCUUCCUAUCGUUGUUCUUGCUGGUGAAGCCACAUUACAAGCUUCUAUUCGCUGCAGAGUUGAGGCUGGUACUACCGUCUCUCUCUUGGGCAUUGGAUACGGCUUUGAACUUGGUGUCUAUGCCGAUUUGCUUCAAUAUGUCACUGAAAUCGGUAGCACCGAUAAUUGUCCACUUUCCAUCUCGGGUUCCGUCGAUGUCAACAUUGGUGCAUAUGCCGCUUCCGUUGCAAACAUCGACUUUGCUGCAUUCGAGAUUGCACCAACUGCCGCUAUCACUGUGAAUGCUGGUGCCCUAGCUGCUAUUUGCACCACUAGACCAACUUCUACCAGAGCUUUGGGUGCUAUUUCCACUGGGUCUGCUUCCAGUGGCUCUGAUUCCACUGGCUCGGGUUCCAGUGGUUCGGCUUCCAGUGGCUCUGAUUCCACUGGCUCGGGUUCCAGUGGUUCGGCUUCCAGUGGCUCUGGUUCCGACGGUCUUGGUGGUUCGAUCUCUAUUGGUCUUGGUGGCUCAGGAUCUAUCGGUCUCGGAGGAUCUGGCUCUGAUUCCGGUUCGUCAGGAUCUAACUCUGAUUCCGCCCCAUCUGGAACUGGACGUUUCGCGAAUGGCACUGCCCUAACUGCUUCCCGACCAUCCGGUUCUUCCGCCACUGGAUCGUUAAUUGGAACCAUUACUAGUGCAGCAUCUUUGACCACAUCUACAGCUUACGCUACCCAAGUUACUACCAUUACCAGCUGUGCUUCAAAUGUUAUCCAUUGUCCAGCAUCCCUUGCAGGUACCACCGUUGUUACUCAAACCGUUGUCGAUUACACAACUGUUUGCCCAGUCACUGAGGCUGGCAACACCGCGUCAGGAGCAAUUCCAUCAAGCUUGCCAUCACUUACUACCACGGCCAAGACCAAUGUUGCCCCAUCAUCUAUUCCUGGCACAAUCAUUCUUACCUCAGUCGCAUCAGCAAGCCCAUCUACUUUCGAUGUCCCAAGCACAACUCCUACCGCUGUCGUUCCCGUCGGUACUGGACCUUCAAGCGUUAACUUGGCAUCCAUCACCUCCGCCUUAUCCAGUGAACUCUCGGGCUCCUCUCCUUCAUCAAGUGUGAUUGGUUUCGGAAGUGACACUGCUUCAGUUCCUACCCCAAGCAGCACUGGAGAGCUUAGCGGUGAGACCACCUCCCCAGCUGGUUCAUCCCCAAGUGCCUCAGGAUCAAACGGUUCAUCUCCAUCAAGCUCUAUCGCAACUGGCUCAUCCCCAAGUGCAUCAGGCUCUGGAAAUUCUGGAAGCGGCUCAUACCCAAGUGGUUCUCCAUCUGGAAGUGGUGCCUCUCCAAGUGCUUCCGGCUCAAACGGCUCUUCCCCAAGUGCCUCGGGACCAAACGGCUCUUCCCCAAGUGCUUCGGGAUCAGAAAAUGGUUCAUCUCCAUCUGGCAGCGCCGCUGCAUCUGCUCCAUGUGUUUCAUCAGGCGCUCUUCUCUCUGGUCAAACUGCUUGCCCAGUUUCUGGCUCUACUCCACCUCAAACCAGCUCUGGUGAACUCAGCGGACUUUCCACCGCCCCAGCUGGAUCUUCUCCAUCAUCUGUCGCUUCCGGUUCAUCCCCAAGCGCAUCUAACGGAGCUUAUCCAUCUGGAUCAACCGGUUCAUCCCCAAGUGCAUCUAACGGAGUUUAUCCAUCUGGAUCUUCGCCCAAUGCUUCGGGAUCAAACCAACCUUCUGCCAGUGGUUCAUUGCCAGCCGUUUCUUCCAAUGGAUCUUCUCCAUCCGAAUCUGCCAACGUCUCAAGCCCAUCUGGUACUACCGAUUCCAGUGGCGCUAGUGUCACUGGAGGUUCUUCUCCAUCUGCCUCCUCAUCCGAAACUGUUUACACAACCGUUAUCGUCGAUUCGUACACUACUGUUUGCCCUGUUACCAUGACACAAACUAGUGGAGGUGUAACAAGUGUUUUGACCACUUCUACCAUUUCAACUGUCUAUAGCUCUUCCACCAUGACUGCCACCAAGACUUUUGUCGUGAAGCCAUCUGGUUCAUCUCCAUCUGAAUCCGCUCAAAUCACUGGCCCAGCUGCUUCGUCACCAGGAUUCUCAUCUGAGACUGUUUACACUACCGUUAUCGUUGAUUCAUACACCACAAUCUGCCCAGUUACUUUGACUCAAACCUCUGGAGGAACCACUAGCAUUUUGACUACUUCUAGCACCUCCACAGUCUACAGCUCAUCAACCGCUACUGGUACACGUACUAUCACGGUUGCACCUUCCGCAACUUCCGAUUCCGAGGGUGCUAGUGUCAUUCCAUCUGGUUCUGCUCAAGUUACUGGCCCAGCUAUCUCUUCUCCAGUUCAAUCUUCCGAAACUGUCUACACAACCGUCAUUGUUGACUCCUACACCACAAUCUGCCCAGUUACUUUGACCCAAACUACUGGAGGAGCCACCAGCGUUUUGACUACUUCUAGCAUCUCCACUGUUUACAGCACCUCCACUCUUGUUGGUACUAGCACUGUUGUCGCGACCCCAGUAGCCUCCGUCCCAGCUGUCUCUGCUCCAGCUCAAUCUUCCGAAACUGUCUUCACAACUGUCAUCGUUGACUCUUACACUACAGUUUGCCCAGUAACUCUCACCCACACCAGCCAAGGUACAACCAGCUUUGAGACAACCACCAGCUUGUCCACUGUUUACAGCACCUCCACUCGUGUCGCUACUAGCACUGUUGUCGCGACCCCAGUAGCUUCUGCUCCAGGUUCAUCGGCGCCAGCACCAUCAGCACCAGCACCAUCUGCCCCAGCAGGUUCUGAUGCAUGCUCCAAUGCCUGCAACACUGAGUACAACACCUGUCGAAGUGCUCCAGAUGCAAACCGAGCCACUUGUGCUUCUAAGUAUGCAUCAUGCCUCGGAUAUUCUCCGUUUGAUAACAGCGGAUCACUUGUCACCCCAACUGCUUGCUCAGUAGCAUCGACACCAGCAGCUUCCGCUCCAGUAGGCUCCGUCCCAGCUGUUUCCCAAGGUGUUUCUACCGAACAACUUUACAGCACAGUCUCCGUCCAAUCAUACGUUACUGUCUACCCAGUAACUUUGACCCAGACCAACGGAGGAGUCACCAGUCUUGAGACAACAACAAGCUAUGCGACAAUUUUCCAGUCUUCCACCAUCUAUGCCACUAGAACAGUUGCCAUUAAAACACAAGGAACUUCUACCCCAAGCGGUUCUGUCGUUGUUCCACAAGGUAGCGCACAAGCAUCCGGACCAGCCCCAUCAUCUACUUUUGACAAUUCUGGUGUCACUGCUCCAUCUCCAUCUGCCUCUGUCGUUUCCAGCAACGGUGUCCCUGUCGCUUCUCCUCCAGCUUCUACACAAACUGGAUCUAACUCAGGAAACUCUGGAAAUGGAUCCCCAUCUGUUGUUGCAAGUUUGAGUGCCACAACCGGUAGCCCAUCCUCCGCUAUCAACACUAACAGUGGAGAUAUACUUUACAGCACUGUAACAGUUGUUCCAGUUGCUAGUCAAGCAGUCAGCUCAGCUCAAGGUUUGACUACACCUGCACCAGCAACUGGUUCCUCUCAACCAUUGACCUCUGCCAUUGGUGUAUCUGGAAGUGCAGGUUCUGAAGAAUGUGCUCAACCAUCUGUUAUCACCAUUUCUGCUUCUCCUUCUAUUCUCACUGUUACUCAAUCUGCAUCCGUCAUUACCAUCAUUCAAACUGCCGGUGCUAGCUCUCCAUCUGGUGUUGCUUACCCAGGGUCUCCUGAGAACUCUACCGUCUCUGGUCUCCCAGGUAAGGCUGUUUCAGUCUCAUCUUCUCAGGGCAUCACCAUCGCUUCAUCGACUAUGAUUGUUCCAGGUUCAGGUGCAUCAUCCACUAUUGUUGUACCAGGAGCUAUUCUCCCCACUGGAUCUCAAGUCUACCCAGUUGGUUCAUCCACUGUUGUUGUACCAGGAGUUGUUACCCCUACUGGAUCUGGAUCUGAAGUCUACCCAGUUGGUUCAUCCACUGUUGUUGUACCAGGAGCUAUCGCUCCCACAGGAUCUCCAGUCUACCCAGUUGGCUCAUCCAACAACGGUACCUCUGGACAUUAUGCUAGUGGAACAAGCAGUAACAAACCCACUCAACCAACCUCUUCUGUCACUGUCACUGGCAUCACUGCCGCAAGUGGAUCAGCGACUGCAUCCCCAAUCAUGGUUAUCACUGGUUCUGCUAGCCGUUCUAGCAUCUCCAUGGGAUUGAUUGCUGUCAUUAUGGGCGCUGUUGCUCUUUUGUAA